UCUAAAAUGCCGGACCAUCUUGGGGACGAUAUGCGUAAGGUGAAAGCCGACAACAAAGAAGUAGAACCCGAAAUAGAAGCCCUCGAUGAAGUCGACAUCGAACUACUGAAAACCUAUGGCCAAGGGCAGUACCAUAAAUCGAUCAAGCAGAUCGACGAAGACAUCCAGAAGGCUAUGAAGCAGGUGAACGAAUUGACGGGCAUCAAGGAAAGUGAUACUGGUCUCGCACCCCCUGCAUUGUGGGAUUUAGCUUCAGAUAAACAAAUCCUACAAAAUGAACAGCCGCUUCAGGUCGCCCGUUGUACAAAGAUCAUCAACGCGGAUUCCGAUGAUCCGAAGUACAUUAUCAACGUGAAGCAGUUUGCCAAGUUUGUCGUUGAUUUGGCUGAUUCCGUUGCACCGACUGAUAUUGAAGAAGGCAUGCGUGUUGGCGUUGAUCGUAAUAAGUAUCAAAUUCACAUACCUCUUCCUCCGAAAAUUGAUCCUACCGUAACGAUGAUGCAGGUGGAAGAAAAGCCGGACGUGACGUACAGCGACGUCGGUGGUUGCAAGGAGCAGAUUGAGAAGUUACGGGAAGUAGUCGAAACGCCCCUGCUGCAUCCGGAGAAAUUCGUCAACCUCGGUAUCGAACCACCGAAGGGUGUGCUGCUGUUUGGCCCUCCCGGAACCGGCAAAACGCUGUGCGCCCGAGCAGUGGCAAAUCGUACCGAUGCGUGCUUCAUUCGUGUGAUUGGAUCCGAGCUGGUGCAGAAGUACGUCGGCGAGGGUGCCCGUAUGGUGCGCGAGCUGUUCGAAAUGGCCCGCUCGAAAAAGGCCUGCCUGAUUUUCUUCGACGAAAUCGACGCUAUUGGUGGGGCUCGUUUCGAUGACGGCGCCGGAGGUGAUAACGAAGUGCAGCGUACGAUGUUGGAGCUUAUUAAUCAGCUGGAUGGCUUCGACCCACGUGGUAACAUCAAGGUGCUGAUGGCAACCAAUCGACCGGAUACACUCGAUCCGGCGCUGAUGCGUCCCGGACGUUUAGACCGUAAGGUGGAAUUCGGUCUGCCAGAUCUUGAGGGACGCACUCACAUAUUCAAGAUUCACGCUCGGUCGAUGUCCGUUGAGCGUGACAUUCGGUUCGAGCUGCUAGCAAGACUGUGUCCGAAUUCGACUGGUGCAGAAAUCCGUUCCGUGUGCACCGAAGCCGGCAUGUUUGCCAUUCGGGCGAGACGCAAGGUUGCCACGGAGAAAGAUUUCCUAGAAGCGGUGAACAAAGUAAUCAAGAGCUAUGCCAAGUUCAGCGCAACGCCUAGAUAUAUGACUUACAAUUAGAAACAGGCGUUAGCACUACCUUUGAGUAUCCAUUCGCAUAAUUUCGUAAUGAUUGAGAAUAAAACCAUAAU
Molecule: messenger RNA, 1382 nt
Organism: Anopheles nili
Lineage: Eukaryota; Metazoa; Arthropoda; Insecta; Diptera; Culicidae
Gene: Rpt1
Product: 26S proteasome regulatory subunit 7
Exons: 5
Coding region: 7-1311 (434 amino acids)
Biological process (GO): proteasome-mediated ubiquitin-dependent protein catabolic process
Cellular component (GO): proteasome regulatory particle, base subcomplex
Molecular function (GO): proteasome-activating activity; ATP binding; ATP hydrolysis activity
Source: RefSeq, a predicted model, not a curated record